Molecule: messenger RNA, 507 nt
Organism: Phodopus roborovskii (desert hamster)
Lineage: Eukaryota; Metazoa; Chordata; Mammalia; Rodentia; Cricetidae
Product: probable bifunctional dTTP/UTP pyrophosphatase/methyltransferase protein
Exons: 4
Coding region: 1-507 (168 amino acids)
Molecular function (GO): nucleoside triphosphate diphosphatase activity
Source: RefSeq, a predicted model, not a curated record
AUGUGCGAUCCUUUCAACAUGGAGCUGGUUCCACUCACCAGGCUUCUGCAGGGGAAGAGGGUGGUGCUGGGGAGCAGCUCCCCCAGGAGGCGGGACAUCCUGUCCUCCAUGGAGUCCCUGGAGAAGGCGAGAUUUCCAGCUACGCCCGAAUAUGCCCGGGAGACAGCAAAGCUGAAGGCUCUGGAGGUGGCGUCGCGGCUGAGGCUGCACAGGGCCUUGGAUGGCUUCAUCCUGGAGAAGCCAAAGGACAAGGAUGAUGCCUACAGGAUGCUGCGCAGGCUGAGUGGCCAGCAGCACAGUGUCAUCACCGGUGUGGCCAUCUUGAGGCCACUGUGGCAGAGGCAGCUUCAGGAGCUGAGUUCCACAUGCCCAGAGGCCCCAGAGGUGGAAGGGGACCCAGAAGCAGAAGUGGAAUUGUCACUGUUCCAUGAAGAGACCCGUGUGACAUUCUCGCGGCUAUCGGAGCCACGGCUCUGCGAAUACGUGGAGAGCGGGGAGCCUCUGUGA